Bactrocera tryoni is the source of this 1604-nucleotide messenger RNA. RefSeq names its product transport and Golgi organization protein 2 (gene Tango2). Gene Ontology annotation, biological process: Golgi organization; protein secretion. The transcript is spliced from 4 exons. The coding region runs from base 384 to 1388 and encodes 334 amino acids. Lineage: Eukaryota; Metazoa; Arthropoda; Insecta; Diptera; Tephritidae. The record is from RefSeq and is a predicted model, not a curated record. Gene Ontology annotation, cellular component: Golgi apparatus.
CAAACAAGAAACGGAAAGAACUGCUGCUGGUAGGCAAAAUCUGUUUACCUUCCGAUUGGAGUGUGUUACACAUAUCUACGGAUUAUUGCUAAGAAUGUGUCGUUGUGAUUAGAUAAGAAAUUAGUGAUAAUUAGUAAAGAAUGUAAUAUAUAAUCUUUAAAUAGGGGAAGUUAGUAUUAUUCUCUUUAGAUAAUCGACUGUGCCACAUCUCGCAAAACAAUCUUAAACGCACUAUAUAUGUGAAUACAUAAAGACCUCUAAAGAAAUUUAGACAAUUGCCUUCGGCAGUACUCACGAUUUAUUCGCUGCACUGACACGUUUAGAAUUUAAAAAGCAAAAAAUAAGAGAAAAUUAAUAGCAUUUUUCCACAAAUAUUAAAAAAUAUGUGUGUGAUAUUUUUUUACGUGAACUCAAACCCAACCUCCGGCGGUUAUAAGCUUAUUCUAGCAUCAAAUCGGGAUGAAUAUUUCGCCAGAGAUACACAAGAUGCAGCAAAGUGGGCUAACGCCGAACAUGUUUAUGGAGGCAUUGACCUCGAACCUGGACGUGAAGGUGGCACUUGGCUAGCUAUUGGUGGUCAUGGUGGCGUAUUUAAAAUAGGUGCGUUGCUGAAUUUGACUAGCGAACCAAAACCAAGGAAUGCUGCGGCUACACACCAUAACAUAAUGCACUUGAAUUAUGACAACAAUAAGGCUGAUACAACAGGGAACAACACUCCUCCUACAGACAACAAACCAUUACCACUACUGAACAAUGAAAAUUUUUUGUUAGGCCGUGGCAUGAUCGUCUCAAAUUUUGUCUCUUCCACGGAUGAUUGCAAUAUAAAAACUUACAACGCUGAACUAUUGGCCGAUUGCACCAAGUACAGCGCUUUCAAUUUUGUGUCAAUCGAAAUUGGUAAUGCGAAUAGACCUGCUGGUAUAACGCUGUUAAGCAAUUCGCCGCCCACUUUGGAGCAUUAUGCUGAUGGCAAAUGUUAUGGUUUUGGCAACAGUCUGGAUGCCGUACCUUUUCAGAAAGUCAUCCACGGACGUCAACGUUUCCAAAACAUUGUUGAGAAUUUCAACAAAAAGCUGUCAAACACGCCGUUAGAGAAUGCGCAAAAUCUACAAAAUGAAUUAGUGACAAAUUUAAAGAAUUUGUUAAAGUGUAAACAAAAGUUUUGGCCAGAUGCGGAAUUGAAACGACGCGCGCCCAAUUGGGGCGAACACUUGAGUGCGUUGAAUGUGAAUGUGCCGUUAGCGGACUACGGCAGUCGCACACACACCGUUAUACUGAUUGAUGAGCACAAUAAAAUGCAUUUCUACGAGGAAACAAUGGCUGGACUAGAUCCCGAGGGUGAAUGGCGACAAAUACAUAUCGAAAAACAGUUCUUUCAAAAACUGUAAAUAAGUUGGCAACGCGAAAAUGUUUACAAUGCUUUGGUGUGGUGCGCUGCUAAUUGGUUGUACAAAACUCAAUGCCUCUAAAUAGAAAUGUUUGAACUCAGGUGUAAUGACUAAAAUUUUUUUUUUGCAUAAGGAUCUAACAAAUAGGUGAUAAUAGAAUUGUGUACGUGUGCUUUCAUUGUAGUUGUUUAAAUAAUGAUUUAAAGUUUUAUUCUC